Osmerus eperlanus (European smelt) is the source of this 667-nucleotide messenger RNA. RefSeq lists its product as uncharacterized. NCBI's taxonomy places the organism in Eukaryota, Metazoa, Chordata, Actinopteri, Osmeriformes, Osmeridae. The record is from RefSeq and is a predicted model, not a curated record. The transcript has 5 exons. The coding region runs from base 155 to 538 and encodes 127 amino acids.
UGAAAGUUGAUUGGACCAGAAAGCGCCAGCGUCUCCCAACAGCAAGACUUAUAAGCCCAGAGCCAAAGAAGCAUCUGAAAGAUAUCCUUCAGAUUGGUGACUGCAUACAAACUAAAAGUGUCCGGGUGUUUCUGCAGAGAACCAGAGUUUAAAGAUGAGGUCAUUCGCUGUCCUGAUGGCUCUGCUCAGCGUGUGUCUGGCUGCUCCUGUGGAGCAGGUGCCUGUGAUGCCUGAGGUGGAGCAGGUUCUUCUGAUGCCUGAGGAACAUGAGAGAGUCACUCCAAUUGGUCCACCACAGGCCCAGGCCAGUAACACCAUUCGGACCAUCUACUACCCAGUGCCCCGCCCAGAGACUGCACUCAGUCCAACCAAUCCUUACUACAACUACCCGUUCAACUACCCCAACCCCAACGCCAACCCCUACAACCUCUACCCUUCAUACCCUUACCCCUCUUACCCCUCCUCCCCCUACACCAACCCCUUCCUCAGUGCAUACACCCUACCCCCCAUCGUCAUCAGCCUUCCCAAACUCAAUUGAGCAUGCUCUGAAUGGGGGGGGGGGGGGGACAUUUCCCUGUCUGUAUAGAGUGAGGUAUUUUGCUCUGAUAGUCAUAAAUAAAGUUGAAGACAACAAUGAUGUUGAUGUACAGUUUUAAUGUAGUUGACU